Brassica rapa (field mustard) is the source of this 1293-nucleotide messenger RNA. RefSeq names its product transcription factor HHO5. Gene Ontology annotation, molecular function: DNA-binding transcription factor activity; DNA binding. Gene Ontology annotation, biological process: regulation of DNA-templated transcription. NCBI's taxonomy places the organism in Eukaryota, Viridiplantae, Streptophyta, Magnoliopsida, Brassicales, Brassicaceae. The record is from RefSeq and is a predicted model, not a curated record.
AUCUCACUUGUUCUAUAUAAACGCCUUGUCUUUUAGCAUUCUCUGUAUUUAUAGCUUUCGAUGGUUCAGACAGAUAAGGAUCGAAGGAUGAGUCUUAAUUUGAAUCUUUCCAUGUACUCUAUUGCAAAACCCUUAUCUCAAUUUCUCGAUGAAGUGUCGAGGAUCAAAGACAAUCAUUCGAAGCUGUCUGAGAUCGAUGUUUAUGUCGGAAAAUUGGAGGAAGAGAGGAAAAAAAUCGAUGUUUUUAAACGGGAGCUUCCUCUAUGCAUGCUCUUAUUGAACGAAGCGAUUGAGAGGUUAAAGGAAGAGGCUUCAUCAGUGAUGAUGGCAUCAAAUGGUAAAUUGGAUGUGGGUCAAGGGUCAAAAUUGGAAAAUGAUUAUAAGAAGAACUGGAUGAGCUCUGCCCAGUUAUGGAUCUCCAACUCUAACUCGACAAAUAAAGAAGAAGAUCGGUGUGUGACUCAGACUCCAUUUCAGACAUGUAAUAACCUUAAUCAGGGAGGGGCAUUUCUGCCAUUUAAGCCUCCUCCAGCUCCUCUGCCUCUCAUGACUCCGAUGAUGGACUGUAACAGAACUGAGCAGAAUCAUCAAUUCAACAAACCUUUACAGAGUCAUCACCACAUUCCGAAGAAAGAGCAGAGAAGGAGAUGGUCACAGGAUCUUCACCGGAGAUUCGUUGAUGCUCUUCGUAGGAUUGGAGGGUCACAAGUGGCCACACCAAAGCAGAUUAGAGAUGAGAUGAAAGUUGAUGGUUUAACCAAUGAUGAAGUCAAGAGCCAUUUACAAAAAUAUAGAAUGCAUAUCCGUAAGCAUCCUUUGUCAUCCUCGGAUCAGCCUAGGGAAACACAGAGCUUAAUAAGUUUGUCAAGAUCAGGUUCUCCACAAAGCCCGCUUGUUGGUAGAGGUUUGUUCAAUAAUAAUGGUAGUCAUAUCUCAGAGGAUGAUGAGGAGGAGGAGAAGUCUGAUGGGCGUAGCUGGAGAGGUGAGUCUGAUAAGAAGAGACAAGUGGUGGAUUUUGAGCUUUGAAAGAUCAAAUCAUAAUACUAUGCAUAGUGAUGAUGCAUCCAAAAUCAUAAUACUGUCAAUCAUAAUACUUCAUAGGAGGAAACUGAUCAAUCAAAAUUUUUGUUUAAUAGUUAAUCUCAGUCUUGUGAAAGUAAAUCUAUCAAUCUGUUUGAUAAUUACCUUGGCAAACAGAGGAUGAAGACAAUCACAACCUUUGUCUUUUGUAAUGCUUCGUUUUCUCCAAUCUAACCCAAUUUGAGAAUAGUAAUGAAAAGAAUCCUUUUUUUU